GAGCUGACCUGCCCCUAGCCCCAACACUCGGACCAUGCACGCAGUCGGGACCUGCGGGGUCGCCUGGCGCCAGACACCCAGCUCCACCGGCUUUCAGUCCAUACCUCCGCCGCAGCCCCGCCUGCUGCUGCUGCUGCCGCUUCUCCUGUCGCUGGUAAGCCGCGUCCCGGCACAGCCCGCCGCCCCUGGCCGGGCGUUGCUGUCCCCGGGUCUCGUGGGGGCUGCAGGGAUCCCUGCCGAGGAGGCCAUAGUGCUGGCGAACCGGGGACUCAGGGUGCCCUUCGGCCGUGAAGUCUGGCUGGAUCCGCUGCACGACCUGGUGUUGCAGGUGCAGCCGGGAGACCGCUGCGCGGUGUCCGUGCUAGAUAACGACGCGCUGGCCCAGCGGCCAGGCUACCUGAGUCCCAAGCGCUUCCCGUGCGACUUCGGCCCUGGCGAGGUGCGCUACUCGCAUCUAGGCGCGCGCAGCCCGUCGCGGGACCGCGUCCGGCUGCAGCUGCGCUACGACGCGCCCGGAGGGGCGGCAGUGCUACCCCUGGUGCUGGAGGUGGAAGUGGUCUUCACCCAGCUGGAGGUCGUGACUCGGAACUUGCCGCUGGUUGUGGAAGAACUGCUGGGUACCAGCAAUGCUUUGGACGCGCGGAGCCUGGAGUUCGCCUACCUGCCCGAGACAGAGGAGUGCCGCGUGGGCAUCCUGUCCGGUGUGGGCGCGCUGCCUCGCUAUGGAGAACUCCUCCACUACCCGCAAGUCCCCGGGGGAGCCAGAGAGAGAGGUGCCCCGGAACCUCUCCUGAUGGACUGCAAGGCUUUCCAGGAGUUGGGCGUGCGCUACCGCCACACAGCCCCCAGUCGCUCGCCAAACAGGGACUGGGUGCCCAUGGUGGUGGAGCUGCGUUCACGAGGUGCUCCUGUGGGCACCCCCGCUUUGAAACGCGAGCACUUCCAGGUGCUGGUGCGGAUCCGUGGAGGGACCGAGAACACUGCACCCAAGCCCAGUUUCGUGGCCAUGAUGAUGGUGGAGGUGGACCAGUUUGUACUGACCGCCCUGACCCCAGACAUGCUGGCAGCGGAGGAUGCUGAGUCUGCCCCCGACCUGUUGAUCUUUAACCUCACCUCUCCGUUCCAGCCUGGCCAGGGCUACUUGGUAAGCACUGAUGAUCGCAGCCUGCCCCUUUCUUCCUUCACUCAGAGGGAUCUGCGCCUCCUGAAGAUCGCCUACCAGCCGCCCUCUGAAGACUCUGACCAGGAGCGGCUCUUUGAACUGGAGCUGGAGGUAGUGGACCCGGAAGGAGCAGCUUCAGACCCUUUUGCCUUCAUGGUAGUGGUGAAGCCCAUGAACACACUGGCUCCCGUGGUCACCCGGAAUACUGGUCUUAUUCUCUAUGAGGGUCAGUCUCGACCCCUCACGGGCCCUGCGGGCAGUGGCCCGCAAAACCUGGUCAUCAGUGAUGAGGAUGACCUAGAAGCAGUGCGGCUGGAGGUGGUGGCUGGGCUCCGACAUGGUCACCUUGUCAUUCUGGGUGAUUCCAGUGGCAACUCUGCUCCCAAAAGCUUUACAGUGGCUGAGCUGGCAGCCGGCCGGGUGAUCUACCAGCAUGACGACAAAGAUGGCUCACUGAGUGACAACCUGGUGUUCCGCAUGGUGGAUGGGGGAGGCAGGCACCAGGUACAGUUUCUCUUUCCUAUCACCUUAGUGCCUGUGGACGACCAGCCGCCUGUCCUCAAUGCCAACACUGGGCUGACACUGGCAGAGGGUGAAACAGUACCCAUCCUGCCCCUUACUCUGAGUGCCACUGACAUGGACUCAGAUGACUCUCUGCUGCUGUUUGUGCUGGAGUCACCCUUCUCAACUACAGGGCAUCUGCUUCUCCGUCAAACCCACCCUCCUCGUGAGGAGCAGGAGCUUCUUGAGGGUCAUUGGAGGAAGCAGGGGGCAUUCUAUGAGCGAACAGUGACAGAGUGGCAGCAGAGGGACAUAACAGAGGGGAGGCUGUUCUACAGGCACUCUGGGCCCCAUAGUCCUGGGCCAAUCAUGGACCAGUUCACGUUUAGAGUCCAGGAUAACCAUGACCCCCCUAAUCAGUCUGGGCUACAGAAGUUUGUGAUACGCAUCCAUCCCGUGGAUCGCCUCCCUCCGGAGCUGGGCAGUGGCUGUCCCCUUCGGAUGGUGGUGCAGGAAUCCCAGCUCACACCCCUGAGGAAGAAGUGGCUGCGUUACACUGACCUGGACACAGAUGACCGAGAGCUACGUUAUACAGUGACUCAGCCCCCCAUGGACACAGAUGAAAACCACUCACCAGCCCCGCUGGGCACCUUGGUCCUGACUGAGAGCCCCUCAGUCGUGGUGACCCAUUUUACCCAAGCCCAGAUCAACCACCACAAAAUUGCAUACAGAUCCCCGGGUCGAGAACUGGGAGUGGCUACUCGCGUGGCCCAGUUCCAGUUCCAGGUGGAGGACCGAGCUGGGAAUGUGGCUCCAGGCACCUUCACCCUUCACUUGCAGCCUGUGGACAACCAGCCCCCUGAGAUCCUCAACACUGGCUUCACUAUUCAGCAGAAGGGCCACCACAUCCUGAGUGAGACUGAGCUGCACGUGAGUGACAUAGACACUGACAUUGCCCACAUCUCUUUCACUCUCACGCAGGCACCCAAACACGGCCACAUGCGAGUGUCUGGGCAGAUACUACAUGUAGGGGGGCUCUUCCACUUGGAGGACAUAACACAGGGCAGAAUUUCCUACUCCCACAAUGGGGAUGAGUCCCUGACUGACAGCUGCUCUUUGGAAGUCAGUGACAGACACCACGUGGUGCCCAUCACUCUCAGAGUGAAUGUCCGGCCAGUGGAUGAAGAGGUGUCCAUGCUGAGCCGUCCUUCUGGCACUCUGGAGUCCUAUCUCGAUGUCUUAGAAAACAGGGCUACUGAAAUCACUGCCAAUAUUAUUAAGGGGACUGAUGAGGACACUGAUGAUUUGAUGUUGACUUUCCUCUUGGAAGAUCCGCCCUUGUAUGGGGAAAUCUUAGUCAAUGGAGUGCCAGCAGAGCAGUUUACCCAAAGGGACAUCUUGGAGGGUGCUGUUGUCUAUGCCCACACUAGUGGUGAGAUAGGCCUGUUGCCCAAAGCGGACUCUUUUAACCUGAGUCUGUCAGAUAGGUCUCAAGAAUGGAGAAUCAGAGGCAGUACUAUCCAUGGAGUUACUGUGUGGGUGACCAUCCUCCCUGUUGACAGCCAGGCCCCAGAAAUUUCUGUGGGAGAACAGUUUAUAGUAAUGGAAGGUGAUAAAAGUGUUAUAACUUCAAUGCAUAUAAGUGCUGAAGAUGUUGAUUCCCUGAACGAUGACAUCUUGUGCACUAUAGUUAUUCAACCUACGUCCGGUUAUGUUGAAAACAUUUCUCCAGCACCAGGCUCUGAGAAAUCAAGAGCAGGGAUUGCCAUCAGUGCCUUCACUCUGAAGGAUCUCAGGCAGGGUCACAUCAAUUACGUCCAGAGUGUCCAUAAAGGGGUGGAGCCUGUGGAAGAUCGAUUUCUAUUUCGUUGUUCUGACGGCAUUAACUUUUCAGAGAGACAUUUUUUCCCCAUUGUAAUCAUUCCCACCAACGAUGAACAGCCGGAGAUGUUCAUGAGAGAAUUUAUGGUGAUGGAAGGCAUGAGUCUGGUGAUUGAUACACCCAUUCUCAAUGCUGCUGAUGCUGACAUUCCCCCAGACAGUUUAACUUUCACUAUUACCCAAUUCCCUACUCAUGGGCACAUCAUGAACCAGCUGAUAAAUGGCACGGUUUUGGUCGAAAGCUUCACCUUGGACCAGAUCAUAGAGAGUUCCAGCAUUAUCUAUGAGCAUGAUGACUCUGAGACCCAGGAAGACAGCCUCGUGAUUAAACUAACAGAUGGCAAGCACUCUGUGGAAAAGACGGUCCUCGUUAUGGUCAUCCCUGUUGAUGAUGAAACCCCCAGAAUGGCCAUCAAUAAUGGACUAGAAAUAGAAAUUGGGGAAACCAAAAUUAUCAACAACAAAAUAUUAAUGGCAACUGACUUAGACUCAGAAGACAAAUCUUUGGUUUAUAUUAUUCGUUAUGGGCCAGGACAUGGCUUAUUACAGAGACGAAAACCUACAGGUGCCUUUGAAAAUAUCACACUGGGCAUGAAUUUUACACAGGAUGAAGUGGACAGAAACUUAAUUCAGUAUGUCCAUGUUGGGCAAGUAGGUAUUCGAGACCUGAUUAAAUUUGAUGUGACUGAUGGAAUAAAUGCCCUCAUAGAUCGCUACUUCUAUGUGUCCAUUGGGAGCAUUGACAUUGUCUUCCCUAGUGUGAUAAGUAAGGGAGUGUCCUUGAAAGAAGGUGGCAAGGUCACUCUCACAACAGACCUCCUGAGCACUAGUGACUUGAACAGUCCUGAUGAAAACUUAGUUUUUACCAUCACCAGGGCUCCCAUGCGAGGCCACUUAGAGUGCACAGAUCAACCUGGAGCGUCCAUUGCAUCUUUCACUCAGCUCCAACUGGCUGGCAACAAAAUCUAUUACAUCCACACAGCCGAUGAUGAGGUGAAGAUGGACAGUUUUGAGUUUCAAGUCACCGACGGACGGAACCCUGUCUUCCGGACAUUCCGCAUCUCCAUUAGUGAUGUGGACAACAAAAAGCCAGUGGUCACCAUCCACAGCCUGGUUGUUAGUGAAAGUGAAAAUAAGCUGAUUACUCCCUUUGAACUCACUGUUGAAGACAGAGACACUCCUGACAAACUCCUGAAAUUCACCAUCACCCAGGUGCCCGUUCACGGCCAUCUCCUGUUCAACAAUACCAGACCUGUCACGGUUUUUACCAAGCAAGACUUGAAUGAAAACUUAAUCAGCUACAAACACGACGGCACUGAGUCAAGUGAAGACAGCUUCUCCUUCACAGUGACUGAUGGCACCCAUACAGACUUCUAUGUUUUCCCUGAUACGGUAUUUGAAACAAGGAGACCCCAAGUGAUGAAGAUCCAGGUCUUAGCUGUUGACAAUAGUGCCCCCCAAAUUGCAGUGAAUAAAGGGGCCUCUACACUUCGCACUCUGGCCACUGGCCACUUGGGGUUUAUGAUCACAAGCAAAAUACUAAAAGUGGAGGACAGAGACAGCCUACACCUUUCUCUUCGGUUUAUUGUAACAGAGGCCCCUCGACAUGGGUAUCUCCUCAACCUGGGCAGAGGCAACCACAGCAUCACCCAGUUUACCCAAGCUGACAUCGAUGACAUGAAAAUAUGCUAUGUCUUAAGAGAAGGGGUCAAUGCCACAAGUGACAUGUUCCAUUUUGCAGUUGAAGAUGGUGGUGGAAACAAGUUAACCAACCAGCAUUUUCGUCUGAACUGGGCAUGGAUCUCCUUUGAAAAGGAAUAUUACCUGAUCAAUGAGGACUCCAAAUUUUUAGAUGUCAUUCUUAAACGUAGAGGUUACUUGGGAGAAACUUCUUUUAUAAGUAUUGGCACAAGAGACGGGACUGCAAAGAAAGACAAAGACUUCAAGGGCAAAGCACAGAAACAAGUGCAAUUCAACCCAGGCCAGACCAAAGCCACGUGGAGAGUGCGGAUCCUGAGUGACGGGGAGCACGAGCAGUCUGAGACCUUCCAGGUGGUUCUCUCCGAGCCAGUGCUGGCAGCGCUAGAAUUCCCCACAGUGGCCACGGUGGAGAUCAUUGACCCAGGAGACGAAUCUACUGUAUUUAUUCCCCAGUCCGAAUACUCCAUUGAAGAAGAUGUUGGUGAACUCUACAUUCCUAUCAGGAGAAGUGGCGACGUCAGCCAGGAGUUAAUGGUGAUCUGUUACACCCAACAAGGAACGGCGACCGGAACUGUGCCCACCUCAGUGUUGUCUUAUUCUGAUUACAUAUCCAGGCCUGAGGACCACACCAGUGUUGUCCGCUUUGACAGAGAUGAACGCGAGAAAAUGUGCCGCAUAGUUGUUAUUGACGACUCCCUGUACGAAGAGGAGGAGACCUUCCAGGUCCUUCUGAGCAUGCCCACGGGCGGGAGGGUCGGAGCAGAGUUCCCAGCGACUCAGGUCACCAUCGUCCCUGACAAAGAUGAUGAACCCAUCUUCUACUUUGGCGACGUGGCGUACUCCGUGGAUGAGAGUGCCGGCCACGUGGAAGUGCAGGUGUGGAGAAGUGGCACCGACCUGUCCAGGUCUUCUAGUGUCACGGUGAGAUCUCGGAAAACGGAUCCUCCCUCUGCAGAUGCUGGAACAGACUAUGUGGGAAUCAGUCGUAAUUUAGAUUUUGCACCUGGAGUCAACAUGCAGACUGUUCGUGUUGUCAUUCUGGAUGACCUUGGACAACCAGUGUUGGAGGGAAUUGAGAAAUUUGAACUGGUGCUUCGUAUGCCUAUGAAUGCAGCCCUCGGUGAGCCCAGCAAAGCCACGGUGUCCAUAAAUGACUCUGUCUCUGACUUGCCCAAGAUGCAAUUCAAAGAACGAGUAUAUACUGGCAGUGAGAAUGACGGGCAGGUAGUGGCAAUGAUCCACAGGAGUGGAGACAGCCAGUACAGGUCUUCGGUGAGAUGUUACACGCGGCAGGGGUCCGCACAGGUGAUGAUGGACUUCGAAGAACGCCCAAACACUGAUGUCUCCACCAUCACAUUCCUCCCUGGUGAGACUGAAAAGCCUUGCAUCCUCGAGCUGAUGGACGACGUACUCUACGAAGAGGUGGAGGAGCUCCGCCUGGUACUGGGCACCCCACAAAGCAGCUCCCCCUUUGGGGCUGCGGUUGGUGAACAAAAUGAAACUCUGAUAAGGAUCCGGGAUGAUGCUGAUAAGACUGUUAUUAAAUUUGGAGAGACCAAAUUUAGUGUCACCGAACCCAAAGAACCAGGAGAGUCAGUGGUCAUCAGAAUCCCAGUGAUCCGCCAAGGAGACACUUCGAAGGUUUCCAUUGUGAGAGUCCACACCAAGGACGGCUCGGCCACCUCUGGAGAAGACUAUCACCCCGUGUCAGAAGAAAUCGAGUUUAAGGAAGGAGAAACCCAGCACAAUGUUGAAAUUGAAGUCAUCUUUGAUGGGGUAAGAGAGAUGAGAGAGGCCUUCACAGUUCACCUAAAACCUGAUGAAAAUAUGAUAGCAGAGACUCAGGCAACCAAGGCCAUUGUGUAUAUAGAAGAAAUGAACAGCAUGGCAGAUGUCACUUUUCCUUCCAUCCCUCAGAUCGUGUCCCUGUUGAUGUACGAUGACAUGUCCAGAGCUAAGGAGAGUGUUGGACCCGUGUCUGGCUAUCCUGUCAUCUGUAUCACAGCUUGCAACCCCAAAUAUUCAGACUAUGACAAAACAGGCUCUAUUUGUGCAAGUGAGAGUAUCAAUGACACUUUGACACAGUACCGAUGGCUGAUCAGUGCACCUGCCAGCCCUGAUGGUGUAACCAGCCCCAUGAGAGAACUGGACUUCGACACCUUUUUUACAUCAUCCAAGAUGAUCACGCUGGACUCCAUCUACUUCCAGCCCGGCUCACGGGUGCAGUGCGCGGCUCGUGCUGUGAACGCCGAUGGGGACGAAGGCCUGGAGCUGAUGAGCACCAUUGUAACCAUUGGCAGAGAGGAAGGUCUUUGCCAGCCCCGCGUGCCUGGGGUCGUGGGGGCAGAGCCAUUCUCAGCUAAACUGCGCUACACGGGCCCUGAGGACCCAGACCACACAAACCUUAUCAAGCUCACUGUCACGAUGCCACACAUAGACGGCAUGCUCCCUGUGAUCUCCACUAGAGAGCUUUCCAACUUUGAGCUCACCCUGAGCCCCGAUGGCACAAGAGUUGGAAACCACAAGUGCUCCAACCUCUUGGAUUACACUGAAGUGAAGACCCACCAUGGUUUCCUGACUGAUGCUAUGAAAAAUCCAGAAAUCAUUGGAGAGACGUAUCCUUAUCAGUACAGCUCAUCUAUCAGAGGUUCUAGUACCUUACGCUUCUACCGAAACCUGAACCUGGAGGCCUGUUUGUGGGAGUUUGUCAGCUACUAUGACAUGUCAGAACUCCUCACUGACUGUGGAGGCACCAUUGGAACAGAUGGACAGGUCCUAAACCUAGUGCAAUCCUAUGUGACCCUUCGAGUCCCUCUGUAUGUUUCCUACGUGUUCCAUUCCCCCGUGGGGAUAGGAGGCUGGCAGCAUUUUGACUUGAAAUCGGAGCUUCGUCUAACUUUUGUGUAUGACACUGCCAUCUUGUGGAACGAUGGGAUUGGCAGCCCCCCAGAAGCGGAACUCCAAGGUUCCCUCUACCCAACCAGCAUGCGCAUCGGUGAGGAGGGGCGCCUGGCUGUGCACUUCAAGACCAAGGCUCAGUUCCACGGCUUGUUUGUGCUGUCACAUCCGGCCUCCUUUACAAGCUCAGUGAUCAUGUCAACUAAUCAUCCGGGCCUGACAUUCUCCCUCCGCCUCAUAAGGAGUGAACCCACCUAUAACCAGCCGGUGCAGCAGUGGAGCUUCGUCUCUGACUUUGCAGUACGUGACUACUCGGGGACCUAUACGGUAAAACUGUUGCCAUGUACCACCCCACCCCACCAGGAGUACCGCCUGCCCGUCACCUGCAACCCCAGAGAGCCUGUCACCUUUGACCUGGACAUCCGAUUCCAACAGGUCAGUGAUCCAGUGGCGGCUGAGUUUAGCUUGAACACCCAAAUGUACCUACUCUCCAAGAAGAGUCUCUGGUUGUCUGAUGGAUCCAUGGGAUUUGGGCAAGAGAGUGAUGUUGCUUUUGCAGAAGGUGAUAUAAUUUAUGGUCGUGUUAUGGUGGAUCCCGUCCAGAAUCUGGGGGACUCCUUUUACUGCAGCAUUGAGAAGGUGUUCCUGUGCACUGGCGCCGACGGCUACGUCCCCAAGUACAGUCCGGCGAAUGCAGAGUACGGCUGCCUGGCGGACUCUCCUUCACUCUUAUAUCGAUUUAAAAUUGUGGACAAAGCCCAGCCAGAGACACAAGCCACCAGCUUUGGGAAUGUCCUGUUUAAUGCCAAGCUGGCCGCGGAUGACCCUGAGGCCAUUCUCUUAGUGAAUCAGCCUGGAUCUGAUGGAUUUAAAGUCGACUCAACACCACUCUUUCAGGUUGCUCUGGGCCGAGAAUGGUAUAUACACACGAUCUACACAGUAAAAUCAAAAGACAACGCCAAUCGAGGUAUUGGCAAAAGAAGUGUGGAGUACCACUCUCUGGUGAGUCAAGACAAGCCCCAAGGCACCCCCAAGAGCCGGAAGAGGAGGGAGAUCAGGAGCACGCCCCCGUUGGCGUGGGAAAUCGGUGCUGAAAACAACCGAGGAACCAACAUCCAGCACAUUGCCCUGGACUGCACCAGCAAGAGGCAGAUCCCCCCGGGGAGAGUCCCUCCUGAUGGCGUCCUGCCCCGGGAGCUCGACAGUCCCAGCUCUGAGGUCAGCCUGGUCACCGUCGUGGGAGGCAUCGCGGUGGGAUUACUCAGCAUCUGCCUCACGGGCAUUGCAGUGAUGAUGUGCAAGAACAAGGAGAGGUUCAGGAGGAAGGACGCCCCGAAGGGCUCUGGCAGCGGCCAGCCCAUGAUGCCCCCUCAGAGCCACCACAAUGACAGCUCAGAGGUUUGAUGACUGCAGGUGGAAUUCAACCUUUUCCUCAAGUGCCUCAGAAAAGACCGCAAUAGAACCUCAGAUACUUCGGAUAAGCUGCAGAGAAUUGGGGACUUCCAUGAUGAAGCUGCUCAGAAGGCAUGACUGUACUCUAAUGUACUUUGAUUUGAAUUCUGUCUACUCUUUGAUGUAUCAAAGGACAAAUCAAGACCACCUCUUUCCUCAUGCCCAGAAGGCAGCAACACCGUAUUCACACAUACACAAAGCCAUAGAAGGACAAUGAGGAAUGUACUUCUUGUUGUAAACAUAUUCUCUACAUGGUGGGGAUGAACCUAUUGCAAGGUGCUAACAGACUCUUUCAGAAGUGGGAGAAGAGUCUAUCGUUACUAAGUUAGUGUGAACUUUGAAGGUGCAAUUACCACACUGUUUAUUCGUUGUAUAACAGAUUAUUACUAGAAAGGUUUUAAUUGGUAGUCUGGAAAAAUGGUGAACACACUGUUUAUCAUGACAAGUUUUCAAAUAAGUGAAGACAGCAUAGAAUUACGACGAGGGGUAGAUCAACCCACAAAUCACCUUAUCUGCUAUUCGGGAGAAAGUGGAAGGAAAGACAGAGGGAAGGGAAUUCAUUCACUCAGAUGUGAAUUGCUUCUCAUCCUCAUCAGACCCUCCUUGUUUUAUUUGCUUAUUUAAUUUUAAAUUAAACCAAAGAAUAUGUUAAUUCUGUAAGAGAUUUGUAAGAGA
This is a messenger RNA of Lemur catta (Ring-tailed lemur), 10270 nucleotides long. It is a transcript of the gene FREM2, whose product is annotated as FRAS1 related extracellular matrix 2. Lineage: Eukaryota; Metazoa; Chordata; Mammalia; Primates; Lemuridae. Gene Ontology annotation, biological process: cell communication. Gene Ontology annotation, cellular component: membrane. The record is from RefSeq and is a predicted model, not a curated record. The transcript has 24 exons. The coding region runs from base 35 to 9547 and encodes 3170 amino acids.